GAUUAGGUAUUUGAAUUAUCCGCUACUCCUUACUAGCCCUCCAAUUUGCUAUACGCUAGUGGCAGCACUUGUGAUAGUGGAUAAGUGUACAGAGCUGCAAAGCCGGCUCGCUGACAUGGAAUCAUUGCACUCUAACAUGUUCACCAUUCAAGUUUGCUACAGCUAAAAACCAUCUCUUAGCCAGUUUUUAAACUCUCCUUCCAUGAAACAAUGCUCCUCUCGUGACCCUUUCUCUGUAAUUUUUAAUUUAAUCACGAUUCUCUUCUUGGCGUUUUCCGCCUCCCCAUUUUCCUCCACCGCCCACUAAACGAUGAAAAAUCUUUGAUUGAAAAUUUUUAUUGCAGCUUUCCCUCCUUUUUCUUCCCUUUUUUACUCUGAAAAAUGGAGUCUCUGGCAAGUCACGGUUUCACUUCUCAUGGAGCAAUUACUUUCCUUUCGAACCAUCCUUUCUAUUCUGAUUUUGCUUUUGGGUACUUCUGCUGAAUCAGUUCUGGUGCCAAAUCAACUUCACCAGACUGCAAGAAAAGGCCAUAUUGCUGCUGAGGAGGAUAACGUCAUAUUGAACCCUAGGUUUGAGGAUGGCCUUAAUAAUUGGUCUGCCAAAGGCUGUAAGAUUGAACUUCAUGAAUCUAUGGGAGAUGGAAAAAUAAUUCCACAAUCAGGAAAGUUCUUUGCUUCUGCAACAGAACGCACAGAAAAGUGGAAUGGAAUUGAACAGGAGAUCACUGGAAGAGUUCAGCAACGUGUUGCUUAUGAGGCGAUUGCACUAGUUCGAGUAUAUAGUGACAAUGUCACCAGUGCUGAUGUGCAGCUCACCCUGUGGGUUCAAGAACAAGAUCUUCGUGAAGAAUACAUAGCUAUUGCCAAUUCACAGGCAACGGAUGAAGAUUGGGUUGCAUUGAAGGGGGAGUUCCUUCUUAAUGGUUUCCCAUCAAGAGCAGUAAUAUAUUUAGAAGGUCCACUUCCAGGAACUGAUAUUCUAGUAAAUAGUCUAAUUGUAAAGCACGCAGAGAAGAUCCCUUCAUCAGCUCGACCCGUAUCCAAGAAUGCCACUUUUGGGUUGAAUAUAAUUGAGAACAGCGAUCUUGAUGAUGGCACCAAUCAGUGGUUUGCUCUUGGUAACUGUGCCUUGAGUGUUGAAACUGGUUCACCACACAUACUCCCUCCAAUGGCGAAAGACUCUCUUGGACCUUAUAACUCUCUAAGUGGCCACUAUAUCCGAGUAACCAACCGCAUAGAUUCAUGGAUGGGUCCUGCACAGAUGUUAACUGAAAAAUUGAGAGUGUAUCUGACAUAUCAAGUAUCUGCUUGGGUUCGAGUUGGUGCUGGAGCAACUGAACCUCAAAUUUUGAACGUUGCACUCAGUGUGGAUGGCCAGUGGAUCAAUGGAGGAGAAAUUGAGUCUAAUGAUGCCAAGUGGCAUGAGGUUGGUGGGUCCUUUAGAAUUGAGAACCAAUCAUCCAACGUAAUGGUUUAUGUCCAAGGUCCUGCUCCAGGUGUUGAUUUAAUGGUUGCAGGACUUCAUAUUUUCCCUGUAAAUCGGAAAGCAAGAUUUAAGUAUUUGAAGAAGCAAACAGAUAAGAUACGUAAGCGAGAUAUCAUCCUACAAUUUUCUGGAUCCGACACUAGCAAUAUAGUUGGCAACCUUGUUAAAGUUGUACAGACACAAAACAGUUUUCCUUUGGGAUCAUGCAUAACCAGAACAAGCCUGGACAAUGAAGGAUUUGUUAAAUUUUUUAUUAAAAAUUUUAACUGGGCUGUGUUUGAAAAUGAAAUGAAGUGGUCCUGGACAGAACCACAAGAGGGUAAAUUCAAUUACAAGGAAGCUGAUGAGCUCGUGGAAUGGUGCAAGAGCCACAACGUAAAAAUUCGUGGUCAUUGUAUCUUCUGGGAUAUGGAGUAUGCAAUUCAACCAUGGGUUCGAUCUUUGAAUGGAAAUGACUUGAUGACUGCUGUUCAGAACCGCCUGACAGACCUUCUCUCUCGUUACAAGGGAAAGUUCAGCCACUUUGAUGUGAACAAUGAGAUGCUGCAUGGUUCAUUUUAUCAAGAUCGACUGGAUAAAGAUAUCCGAGUCAACAUGUUCAAAACUGCCCAACAACUAGAUCCUUCUGCUACUCUCUUUGUUAAUGAUUAUCACAUAGAGGAUGGAAGUGACAUUAGAUCAUCACCAGAGAAAUACAUACAACAAAUUCUUGACCUACAGGGGCAAGGUGCUCCAGUCGGAGGAGUCGGUAUUCAAGGACAUAUUGAUGUUCCAGUUGGACCCAUUGUUUCUUCUGCACUGGAUAAAUUAGGAACUCUUGGUCUACCAAUAUGGUUUACGGAACUUGAUGUUUCUUCAGCUAACGAGUACGUUAGAGCAGAUGACUUGGAAGUAAUGCUUCGAGAGGCUUAUGCACAUCCUGCAGUGGAAGGUGUGAUGCUUUGGGGAUUUUGGGAGUUGUACAUGUCCCGGAAAUAUGCUCAUCUAGUGAAUGCAGAUGGUAAAAUCAAUGUAGCUGGUAAGAGAUUCCUUGCUCUUAAGAAAGAGUGGCUGUCUGAUGCUAAUGGGAGUAUUAAUGAUCAACUAGAGUUCCGAUUUAGAGGUUUCCAUGGGACUUACAAUGUAGAAAUUGAUUCCUCUUCAAAGAAAGUUAACAAGACAUUUAUUGUUGACCAGGGUGAAUCGCCUCUUGUAGUUUCCAUUGACUUGUAAACAUUUAGGCAUUUGGUGUUCAUAGAGAGUUCUCAAACUAGCAGUGAACAUUAGGAAUCAUUGACCUGCUUUUAUUUGCUUAAUGCAAUUAUAGAAGGAUAUCAAAGUAAUGUCUUUUUUGGUUACAGUGUAUUAGUUAUCUACCGUCUACAGUAACAUUUUGUUCAGGAUUUGAUGGUUUCUCCACUAUCACGUCCAGACAUAGUAGCUGAGAUGAUGUUUUCAAAUAUUUUGCGUUU
Jatropha curcas is the source of this 2937-nucleotide messenger RNA. Its product is annotated as endo-1,4-beta-xylanase 1. The record is from RefSeq and is a predicted model, not a curated record. Gene Ontology annotation, molecular function: hydrolase activity, hydrolyzing O-glycosyl compounds. Lineage: Eukaryota; Viridiplantae; Streptophyta; Magnoliopsida; Malpighiales; Euphorbiaceae. Gene Ontology annotation, biological process: carbohydrate metabolic process.